This is a messenger RNA of Lethenteron reissneri (Far Eastern brook lamprey), 2200 nucleotides long. RefSeq names its product centrosomal protein of 63 kDa-like. The record is from RefSeq and is a predicted model, not a curated record. Gene Ontology annotation, cellular component: centriole. NCBI's taxonomy places the organism in Eukaryota, Metazoa, Chordata, Hyperoartia, Petromyzontiformes, Petromyzontidae. Gene Ontology annotation, biological process: centriole replication; de novo centriole assembly involved in multi-ciliated epithelial cell differentiation.
GAUUGAACGGCUGGGUCAAGCCAUAACUUCCGGGGUCACCGUUGUGGUCGUAAUCGAUUAAUCGAUACGCGCGCGCAAGUUAGUUAUGGAUAAUCGACGAAUCGUUAGAGUGUGAGCGCCACGCCCGCGUUGUUAUUAUUGUGUGUUACUUGUGCAAGGCGUGUGUGUGUACAUUACACACAUGUACACACACACACACACGCGCGGCACGUGGGCAACGCGUGUGUGUGUGCUCGUGCUGGCUUCCCGCCGUCUCUUGGCGGCAACGACAGCGGCAGUCGGCUCCAGUGAGAGUUACAGGCGACAGAGAGUACACGAGCGCCGCAGGGGAGACAUCGUGGAAUCAAGGUGGUGAAUGUGCUGCUGCAAAUUGUACUGCGGUGAGAGCGCGUGCGAGUGAGCGUCAACGACGCCCAAACGGGGAUUGAAAGUGUGGUCCCGCGUGUGUCAUGGAGCGCCUGCUGGAGCUGGGCCUCGAUGGCCUAGCAAGGGGUCAGCUGACAUCAUGUGAAGCAGAACUGCAGGAGCUGAUGCGGCAGAUCGAUGUGAUGGUGGGACAACGCAAGCAGGAGUGGGAGCGUGAGCUGCAGGCGCUGUCGGCCCGCCUGGAGGUGCGUGAGCAGGAGCUCUUCCUCUGCCGCUCCACGCUGGAACGCAAGCACCAGGAGGUGGGCAUGCUAAAGCAGCAGCUGGAGACGGCGGAGACCUCCCACGCGGCGGUGGCUCAGCGGUAUGAAGAGGAGCUCAAGUAUUGCAAAGAUCAGCUCGGCAAGCUGAAGGGCAGUUACGAGAAACUCCAACGGCAUCAGCGGCGCCAGGCGAGUCGGAUCCGACAGGACACGGAUGGCAGUCUCGCCAGUGCAGAGCUGGGCCACCUGUGCCAGAAGCUGGAGGAGUUCCGAAGUCAGUCACUGGAGUGGGAGAAGCAGAGGAUCAUGCACCAAGAGCAGGUGGCCCAUCUGGAGUCACAGAGGAGAGCUCUCGCUGAAGAAUGCACAGCCAUACAGCAGCAAUCGCUGAACUACCAGGCCCAGUUGAUCUGCUGGCAGAAUUCAGUGGAGGAGAAGGAUCAAUGUGCGAUGUCGCUCCUACAAAGCCAACUGGAAAAAGCCAGCAAGGUGCUGCAGUCCGAUCGGAGUGCAGUGCAGCAGCUCGGAGAGGACCAGCACGAGGCGGAGGCUGCGUGUGGGCCAGAGGCGGAGAACAGGCAGCAUCUGCGCGAGGAGCUACACCGCACGUGCCAACACGACAGACGGGAGGGCAGCGCUGUGUCCGUUGGGCAGCUGGAGCUGGAGAACCGACAGCUGCGGAGUGAGCUGGCUGCCCUGUGCUCUGCCGCCGCCGUGCUGUCUCAUCACGUCCCCGAGAUGGAGCGAUGUGAAGAGCGGUCGGUGAAGGAGCAACGGACAAAGAGUGAAGGUGACAUGCAUGGGCCGCACGGCCGACUGGGUGGCGCAGAGAAACCGCUCCAGUUUAACAUUCAGCGCCUGUUCUCACCACCGGAUGGAGGAGAGCAGGGACACCCCGUGUCUGAGUUGAAGGCCGCAGAGUCUGCUGGGUCAAGGCACGCGACAGCCGUCGACGCUGCCCCUCUGGCUGCGAGCUUUGAACCUCUACCCUACCCCAGAACCUUGUCUGAUGAUGAACUAGUCGACAGCUUUGCCAGUGUUAAUGAACCAGGAAGAUUGUUUCACACAAUGAAGACACGGGAUCUGGAUCUACUGAUUUCAGAUGAGCCGGCUGGGUCCGAUGCGGCUGUUGAACAGUUUUUGGAAGAAGAGUCGAAGCGUGCCAAGGAUCUGGAGAGACUGGUUGAAGAGCACAUGGACGGCCUGCGCAGAGAGACUCGACUCGCACUUGAGCACUUGGGUCAAGCCCAUGGGUCCCCAGCAUGAGCAGUAUGUGGAGUAACAAUGGGCAACUAAAACCCGUAGAUUUAUAAAGCUGUGUUUGGUCACGUAGACUUGUUUCUCUUCUUGGUUUUGUGAGUAGGUCUCAUGUGUCAUUAACAUGGGUGUAUACCCAGCUAAUACCGCUUGGCAGACAAGCCAGCACUCUUGUCAUGAAUCGACCCCCUAAAAGGAUCUCAAGUCCCAGGUCAUCGCCUAUAGCGGGUGACCAGCUCUGUGUUACCACCCAUUUCAUGUUACUACUGCGUUUACUGGUUUCCAUGUUUACCUCCCAGGCUGAGGGUUGGGGU